GUUCCUCGUGCAGUAGGCUAUAAGCCAUUCUAGCCGCACUUGCCGCUGCACUACCCAGGCUGGACGUUGCGGCUUCAGCAUUCUUUUACAUUGCAGCGUCCAACCUUCGUCAAUAUGACUUUUCUGCUCGUUGGGGGACGCAAAGAGUUUGAUUUGAAGUCUUUUGAGAAUUAAUUUAUUUGAGCUUCGGAAAAAUAACUCGUGUGAGGACACGAACAUGCCAUGAACUUCAACCAGGAUUACAGGCACACCGAGAAGCACGACUCCGAAGAGAUGUAAAGUGUUCAUGUACCCUAUAGACAUAUAUACACAGGAGAAAGGGUGCAUCAGCGUUGGAUGAGUGCACCAACGGACGCAUUCCAGCAGUAUCCCUAAAGAUCAAGCGGAGUGUUCCUCCCACGCCGACCUGCAGGAUGACCGUAGUGCCCGGAGACAACAUGGAUGAGACCUCAGCAGUGCCGGGGCACCCUCAGGACACCUACCCCCCGGACCACGAUGACCACGAAUGCUGUGAGAGGGUGGUUAUCAACAUAGCGGGGCUGCGCUUCGAGACCCAACUUAAAACUCUCUCGCAGUUCCCUGAGACGCUGUUAGGUAAUCCCAAGAAGAGGAUGCGCUACUUUGAUCCCCUGAGAAAUGAGUACUUCUUCGACAGGAAUCGUCCUAGUUUCGACGCAAUACUCUACUACUACCAGUCCGGAGGCAGGCUGCGGAGGCCGGUGAACGUACCCUUGGAUAUGUUCUCAGAGGAAAUUAAGUUUUACGAACUGGGGGUAGACGCCAUGGAGAGAUUUCGAGAGGAUGAGGGCUUUAUACGGGAGGAGGAGCGCCCAUUGCCAGAAAAGGAGUUUCAGCGACAGAUCUGGCUACUUUUUGAGCACCCCGAGAGCUCAGGACCGGCCAGGGGGAUUGCUAUUGUGUCUGUGAUGGUCAUUUUGAUCUCCAUCGUCAUAUUUUGUUUGGAGACUUUACCUGAACUGAAAGAAGACCCCAGGGGUCGUAUGGAGACUGUAGGCAACACCACUUUCUAUUACAAGCCAAACAUCUUGACCGACCCGUUCUUCAUUAUCGAGACUUUGUGCAUCAUAUGGUUCUCGUUUGAACUGAUAGUGCGCUUCUUUGCCUGUCCGAGCAAGGCGGCCUUCUUCAAGAAUAUGAUGAACACUAUCGAUAUAGUGGCCAUCAUACCAUACUUCAUAACACUGGGCACAGAGCUGGCCGAUGAUCCUGAAACUAACGACGGAAAGGGUGAACAGGCGACAUCGUUGGCCAUUCUCAGGGUGAUACGUCUGGUGAGAGUGUUUAGGAUCUUCAAGCUGUCAAGGCAUUCGAAAGGGCUGCAGAUUUUGGGACAAACCCUAAAGGCCAGUAUGAGGGAGCUCGGAUUGCUCAUCUUCUUCCUGUUCAUCGGCGUCAUCCUGUUCUCCAGCGCAGUGUACUUCGCAGAGGCCGAGGAAGCGGAAUCGCACUUCACAAGCAUCCCGGACGCAUUCUGGUGGGCCGUUGUCUCCAUGACCACAGUUGGCUAUGGGGACAUGGUUCCAGUGACCAUAGGUGGCAAGAUAGUCGGUUCCCUAUGCGCCAUUGCAGGUGUGCUGACAAUUGCGCUUCCGGUGCCUGUCAUCGUAUCCAACUUCAACUACUUCUAUCACAGGGAGACAGAGGGAGAGGAGCAGGCUCAACUCCUCAAUGUUAGCAAUCCAAACAUUGCGUCAGACACCUCCAGUCGCCGUAGCUCCUCGACCGUAAGCAAAUCAGAGUACAUGGAAAUUGACGGUGACAUAAACAACAGUAUCGACAAUUUUAGGGAAGCCAACCUGAGAACUGGCAACUGCACUAUCACUAAUCAAAACUGUGUGAACAACACCAAGCUCCUAUCCGAUGUUUAGAAGAAAGCAGGGACUUAAGAAACUGGUGAUCAUACUAAUCACACGAAUGCUUCAUUUACCUCCUUAGAGAGCCCUUGCAAUGCGACUACUAUAUUCCGCAAAAGAAAGAAAAGAAAAAAAAACACAAUGAAAAGAAUCAAGCCGUUAGAUAUUCGAAAGUUAGUAGCUGUUAUUAAUUUUCAAAAAAAGAAUACUUCCAGUACAUAAAAAUAACCCCCCAUGUAACACACAUAAGCGCGCACCAACAGGCAAAAGUCUGGCACUUACGAGGACCCUUGGUGGUUGUUCUAACCAGCAUCCACGAAGGGGUUUUUAAAAUGAUAUGCAUGGAAUACAGAUACCAUUUCAGUAACUUGCACAGUGCAUCCUGGAGAAAAUGCAUCCAAACUACCCUGCCCUGCAGAGGAAGAGGCGCAACGCUCGGCAGGGUCUGAUUGACGACUUCCUGAUAGGUGGUCUCCUUCCAGUAAGAGGAUAUACCGACCAGCAAAGCACCUUAUACAGACGUGACUGAAUACCUGCUGGGAUGCUACAGAGGACCAAGUCCUCGACCCAUGAACAUCCGCAAUGCUGCUAUUUUUCAGCAGAUGCUGUACUUAAGAUAUCACCAAGUGAUUCAAUGCCAUGCCCUUUAGAUGCAAGACAGCACAAUGACAAAAGGAGCUUCACGUUAGCAUGUUCAGAUUCUUAUCAUUUUGAUAAUGGCAUGCUUGGGACAUUAUCUCAUUUAAGAGCGCUUUUUUUUCUUUUUGGACCUUUCUUCCAUCUCCCCUACCAUCUACUUCCAUGGAAAGUGCACUGGAUCGUUAUGAUUUGAAAUGCUUAUCAUUUAUGAGUAUUUAAGGACUGAAUGUUAAACCUUAAGGGAACAGUAACUCAAUGAGAUCAUAGCAUGUUAGAAAAUAACCUGCAUUAUGGCCUACUCGAACUAAGGUACUAUGUAUCCUAGUAUAUUUAAUGCAUGACAUCAAUAUUAUACAGCUUGUUGCAAUUUAGGCACCUCUUAUAGGUGCCCAUGUUACUGUCAGGGAAAUAGGGACAUGGAAUCCCACAUUUUCUGAAAUGUGACAAAAAUAUAUGCAAGCCCAUCUCGGGAAUGCAGACCUUCUUAUUUAAAAAGUAGUCAAAGAAGCUGAGGAAAAUAUUAUCAAAAAUGCAUAUACUCAUACUAAGCACCUGUUAAAAUCAGUAUAACGUCAAUAAUACAGUGCAUGGGCCUCUCUCAACAAGUAAAACGAAAUGUAAAUAUAAUUCAUGCUUUCGAUAUUUGCCGUCAAAUUUAGGCCAUUGUGAUGUUCAAAGUAUCUAAAUUACUUGAUUUAUUUAAUAAUGUCAGGAAACAUUGCAAAGAGAACAAGUCAGAAUUAUGAACAUAGGUUGCUAGUGCCUUUGUGCCUCUCAACGACUGGAUAGGUGAAAGUGCCUCAGUGUACGACUGAUUGACAUCAUGACAAAAGUGCAGCACAGUGCAGUUUAUGCUGGAGCGCUAAUGGGAGUGAAAUAGUUCAGUCACAACAAUGACCUUCUGCCUCCUUUUCAAAGCUUUCACACAAGUGCAAGUUUUACCUCUGGGAAGUGAAACUUUUGCGCUGAGUUGUAAAUAAUGUUAAACAACGCGGAGUAACUAUUUUGGAUGGCCAUGACGGGCAGUUAAGAUAUUCCAGGUGUUAUCCUUAUACUUGUCUGUGUAAAAGGAGAGUACGUGUUCCAUAGAGAUUAAUCGCCCUGAGCAUCGGGUGGGUGCAUUCCGAGUUGAGAAGGCGUUCAACAUGACACGUGGUUGUCACGCACAACUUGACCUUUUCAUGUCGUAAUGCACCUGAACUUGUCUAUGGGGGAAAAAAAAAAUCAGCGUAGG
Sardina pilchardus (European sardine) is the source of this 3747-nucleotide messenger RNA. It is a transcript of the gene kcna1a, whose product is annotated as potassium voltage-gated channel, shaker-related subfamily, member 1a. The transcript has 2 exons. Lineage: Eukaryota; Metazoa; Chordata; Actinopteri; Clupeiformes; Clupeidae. Gene Ontology annotation, biological process: potassium ion transmembrane transport; protein homooligomerization. Gene Ontology annotation, molecular function: protein binding; delayed rectifier potassium channel activity. The record is from RefSeq and is a predicted model, not a curated record. Gene Ontology annotation, cellular component: synapse; voltage-gated potassium channel complex; membrane. The coding region runs from base 414 to 1889 and encodes 491 amino acids.